UUUUCUGUCUUGAUUUUGAGGUACGGAGGAUAUAGCAAACCCAUGUUUUACCUGGGGGACCUGGUAAAAUAUUGGAAUUUUGAUGGUUUUAACACGUGGCCGUUCAUCUCUUUCCAAAGAUUGAAGCUGGUAAAGAUGGACGGAGUGGAUUUAUCACGGAAAUCUCUAUGGCCCCACACAGCUCCGGGCACACGGUCAGAGGCAAUCUACUUCCAAUAAGAUAACCCUAUCCUCGACAACCAGGUCCAAAAGCUGCCACGUCGGAUAUCUCAUAAACUCAGGACCAUUUCCCACCAUUCAUUCCUUCUCCAUCUAACAAUCUGACCAUCUCAUUAUCUACUGUGAUUGAGAAGAGCGAGACCACAGCACAUUUCGAUCACCACAUUCCUAACAUCCCAUACCAAAAUGGUGUCCACGUGGACUGUCUGCGCCGCAUCGUCACCGUUAACUUCCAUGCCCCACCACAGGCAAAUCAGCUCCGAUUCCUUUUUCAAUCCUAUCCGUCCAUUGCCAGCAAAGUGGGCCCUGCCUUCAAGAUCCAACGGUAGGAUGUCCGUAGCCAAUGCCUCGCUCAAGGAAAAAGCAGUCGCGGGAUUGACGGCUGCGACACUGACGGCCGUGAUGGUGUUUCCCGACAUCGCUGAGGCGGCCCAACCAGGGUUCUCGCCCUCCCUCAAGAACUUCUUGCUUAGCAUCGCCGCCGGAGGCGUUGUGCUGACUGCGAUCAUCGGCGCUGUCAUCGGCGUCGCCAACUUCGAUCCGGUCAAACGGAGCUGAAGAGAUUUGGGCACGUUUGGCUGUGUUUGGUAUUUUGAUUUUUAAGUUUAUUUUUUGAAUUUAUGUUAUUAACCGUUAUUUGGCGGGAAAGAUUUGAUUGUGGGUUUUA
Magnolia sinica is the source of this 886-nucleotide messenger RNA. RefSeq lists its product as uncharacterized. The transcript has 2 exons. The coding region runs from base 406 to 777 and encodes 123 amino acids. Gene Ontology annotation, biological process: photosynthesis. Lineage: Eukaryota; Viridiplantae; Streptophyta; Magnoliopsida; Magnoliales; Magnoliaceae. Gene Ontology annotation, cellular component: membrane; photosystem II. The record is from RefSeq and is a predicted model, not a curated record.